CACACCUGAGAGUCAGGUACCUGGUCUGGGUGGGUUGAGGCUCCUCCCUCCUCCUGCGCAGCUCUGCUCCGUCUGGCAGACUCUGUUUGUGCGCCUUCAGACUAGUUCAGCUGCCACGACGCAGAGCGCAAACAACCUGCGUCCACUUUUAUAUUAUCCAGACUCUCGUCUCGCUACAACUCUUUACUAUGACCACGGCUACAGAAAAUGCGUUUUUGUCCGCUUUACAGCCCAACAGUUCGGUCACCACCUACGGGCUCCCGUCAGACAUCCAGCUCAGGAACGGCGGCCCCGUGUCGGACGAGAUUACCAAAGCGCGGCGCGUCCAGGAGCAGGUCCAGAUGAGACUGGCACAGAAAUCCACACUUCCGCGUCAAAAUGGAUCAACCACCCAUUACGCGAUGUCAGACUAUGGCGGUUCUUCAACUAUGAAAUAUCAGACCUAUAAUCCAGGUUACAGCUCUAAGUCGUCCUACAUGUACUCAGGCUCCAAAACAAUGGGUCCACGAGUAGCCCAGAGGUCAGCCUUCAGCUGCCAGUCUGCCAGCCCAGUCAUGACCCAGUUCCAGAAAAUCAGUGUCGGGGGUGGAGGAGCUGGUGGUAGUGCUGGCGGUGGUUAUUACCGAGAAGACAUGCGCAUGGGCGGCUACCAAGGGAACGCCAGGCAGCAGAACCGAAUGGACCCGGAGACCGCCUCCCUGCAUUCACUCAGGCAGCCGACAAUGGUGGCGAAUGCCUGGAUGGUUGAUGGCAGCGAUGCUGGCAGCAUGGUUUCUGACCGGGAUGCCACCUACAGCCGCCAGUACUCUCAGAACACAAUGAAUGGCUACACCAGCCAGGUGAGGCAAGGAGGCUCCAUGACUUAUCAGGCACCCAUGCGCCGAUCUCUCAGUGGCACUCUCUCCCGUGGCGGAGGGAUGGCAGGAGGAGAAACAGAGGUCAUCCAGCAGCAACAUUCCUUCAAAGGUCCAGCCCACCGCACCAUCAACAGGAUUAACAACCGAAACCGGAUGAGCAUGAUCUCCAUGUCUGGUCCCAUGCAGCAGAUGUCGUCAGGUGGGAGCACCUAUGGCGGACUGGACAAGGUCGACAGAGGGUUCAUUGCAUCAGGAGUGUCCUCUGGUUCCCAGGGGAACCUGAUGAUGCAGCAGCGUCAGGGUACCCUGUCACGUGCCAUGUCAAUCAAAAGCAUGCAGAGUGUGGGCAAAGGUGUGGACAUCUACAAUGGGCAGAUGGAGAUGGGAGCUAGCAUGGGCAACCUCAGCGGGAUCAACAGCUUGGACAUGGCCACUGCAGUGCAGUACCUGAGAGAGCCCGACGCUGAUCUGCAGGUCCUGGGUGCUGCGUACAUUCAACAUGAGUGUUACAAUGACAGCGAUGCCAAAAAUGAGGUUCGUCUCUACAAGGGCAUCGGUGAGCUGGUGAAGCUGUUCAACUCCGAGAGCCAGGAAGUGCAGCGUUACGCCACUGGCGCCACACGCAACCUUAUCUACGAGAGUAUGGACAACAAAGUGGCCCUGAUCGACGAGGGCGGCAUCCCUCAGCUUGUCGAGGCACUAAAAGACCAAGACGAUGAGCUCCACAAGAACAUUACAGGUAUCAUGUGGAACCUUUCAUCCAAAGACAACCUGAAGGAGAAACUGGCCAGAGAAAUACUUCCUGAAUUGACAGAAAAGAUCCUCAUCCCUCUGUCAAGCAGCGGAGAUUCUGGGGUCAUCCAGCAGUCGCCCUCCGAGGCAGACAUCUUCUACAACACCACUGGAUGUCUCAGGAAUUUGAGCUCGAAUGAGAAGACCCGUCAACACAUGAGAGAAACAAACGGACUGGUGGAUGCUUUGGUGACCUACAUCAAGGCCUCGCUAGAGGAGAACAAGGGAGAAGACAAGGGGGUGGAAAACGCAGUGUGUGUCUUGAGGAACCUCUCCUACCAGCUCUUCAGUGAGAUGCCUCCAUCUGCUCUGCUACGCCUGGAAGGACCAACCAGAGCUCAGGACUCAGGGAAGGACUCCAUUGGUUGCUUUACACCUCAGAGCAGGAAAGCCAAAAAUAAGAAGAACCGGGAUCUCUCUACUUUCACUGAGGUUGCUCGUGUGCCAAAGGGGAUGGAGUGGCUGUGGCACCCUCAGAUAGUGGGUGUGUACAACCGUGUGCUGCAUCAGUGUGAGAUCAACGCCACCACCCGUGAGGCGGCUGCUGGAGCCCUGCAGAACAUCACAGCUGGAGACAAGAGGUGGGCUUCAGUGCUGAGUCAGGUGGCUCUGGAGCAGGAGCGCAUGCUGCCGGUGCUGCUGGACCUCCUGCGUACCAACAAUGACCUGGAGCUGCGUUCCCUCACAGGCUUUCUCCGAAAUUUGUCUCGCCAUGCCAGAGAUAAGAAUGAUAUGGCCACAAAGGUGGUGAACAACUUGGUGACCAAGCUGCCAACCGACGGACACCAGAAGGAGCCAUCCAGCGAGGUGGUGGUCAACAUCUGUGGCAUCCUCAAUAACUUAGUGACCAGCACCUCCGUCGCUGCCAGAGACAUCACCUUCUUUGAUGGUCUGACGAAACUGGUCGCCAUCAAGAACUCUCAUGACAGCAGCACUGCGAAGAUAAAAGCAUCCAAAGCAGCAGCCACAGUACUCAGCAACAUGUUCCAGUACAAGAAACUGCACAAAGACUACAAACAGAAAGGAUUUACAAGACCAGAUUUUGUGGAUACAACCGCCUAAAAGAAAGUGAUCAGUCCUGCACUCUACCAGCACCCUAUGAAGAAAUCUUUUGUCAACUGGGAGCACAUAAACCUUUUAUAGCAAUCAAAGAUACAAGGGCUUAGUUUUUAUCUGCCAUACUUUAAGAUAAGAAAAUGACUCUGCUAGCGAUGGAGGAUCCACCGGGGGGGAAAGGACUUCUUGUGAAUUUUAAAACUCGAUGGACUUCAGUGCAGAUGUGGAUCCAGCAUGUCGGACUGUUGAUGGAUUGAUGCAAAUGUGUGCACCUAAACCACCUCUUUGUUUAAACACUGUAUGAUUUAGUGCUGAAUCAGGGAUUUCUUUUCUGUCAGAGCAACAUUUUUUUAAAGAUGAAACUACAGCUGUUUGUGGUUCAGUUUGAAACUGUUGAUAGACAAUAUGACAGAGACGUUGUGCCUUGUUUUCUCACUGUUGCACCUCAUUUACAACAUGAGUGCCAAUAAAUAUGGUGCUGACAUGGCAUUUUUGUAAAUAUAGCUUCCUCUUUUACAAUUAAAUCAGAUGUAAUGUUUUAUAUACUGUACUUUUUUUUUGGAUAGAUACGUAUAUUCUAUCAGAAACAUUGUUGUUUAUAAAUGAGUCAAACUACUGAAACCAGGGGAGAUACAAUACAAAUUGAUGGAAUGUACAUUUUAAUACAUUUGAUUCAGAAAUCUUGGGAUAAUGGUUGUGCCUCCAAAAUUAAUUUUUGUGUUUAGUCAUGUGCUUUUCAAAGUUGCUGAAUCUUGUUAUACAAAAUGUGUGACGUUUGUAAUCACUUUGUCAAACAGAACAGAGUCUGUUUAACUGUUGCUUGUCUGAAUGAAUUUAUGGUGUGUAUGUGAAACACAGGGGUUAAAAAAGGUUGCAUUCUACUCUGUUUUCAGAACAAAUAUUUCUAUAUUUGUUUGGUAUUUUAAAUAUUUUUUUAAAUUAAUGUUUGGUAUUUAAAAUUGGCCUAUUGCAAAAUUUGGCACCUUUUUAGAUUUGAACCACAUCCCUGAAGUCUAUUUUUUUCAGAUUGGCUAGUUCAAUAUUACCAAAAUAUUUAGUCUAACUGGUUAGUAUUUAUACAAAGUUUGUUUUAAAAAAAACUCAAAUUGCAACUAUUAACUGCUCUGUGAUAUGCUGACCUUGUGUUUCUGUGUUUUGUUUAAAGCUGUAUUAAUAUUUGCUUUGAGUUGUGUACAGGCAGAUGUAUCAUCUGGAUAUUUUUCAGCUAAUAAAGACAGAUUUGA
Molecule: messenger RNA, 3949 nt
Organism: Scomber scombrus (Atlantic mackerel)
Lineage: Eukaryota; Metazoa; Chordata; Actinopteri; Scombriformes; Scombridae
Gene: pkp3a
Product: plakophilin 3a
Exons: 13
Coding region: 189-2711 (840 amino acids)
Biological process (GO): cell-cell junction assembly; cell-cell adhesion
Cellular component (GO): adherens junction; cytoplasm; plasma membrane
Molecular function (GO): cadherin binding
Source: RefSeq, a predicted model, not a curated record